AUGUCGGAAAUAGCUGAGGUCCGUUCUGCACAGAAAUCCUUGGAGGAGAAGUUCACGCCCUUGCAGGACCUGGUCACCAGGCAGAUGGAAGCACUCCAGGCUCAGAUCCAGGCAGCCGGCCCCAGCAAGGACACCAUCGCCAAGGUGGCAGAAGAGUUCCGCACAUUUAGGGAACUUAUCUUCGGUGUGCUGAAGCUCCUACGAGGUCAGAUGUCUGAAUGCUCCAGACAAAUUGAUGAGCUUGCGACAAGGAGCCGUCGCAAGGCAUUGAUCAUCCAGGGCAUGCCUGAAAAAGAGGGUGAAAACACUAAUGAGUUGGUGCUCGAUGUUAUCAAUAAGAAACUAGGCUGCAAUCUCAUCACUACAUCCAUAAGGACCUCCCACAGACUGGGGCAGGCUAGUGGUGACCAUCACCGGCCUAUUCUUGUCCGAUUUGCCAGUGUGGACAUCAAAUCUUCGGUCUGGCGGGCCAAGACUCGUCUGAAAGGCACCAAGAUUGCCAUCCGAGAGUUCCUGACGAGGGAAAGGCAGGGUAUCUUCGUGCAGGCGCGUCAGCACUUUGGCAUGCGGUCGGUCUGGACACAGGAUGGCGUCAUCGUCAUCAAGGCCUCUGACGGGAGCAGGUGCAGGAUAACAACGAUGGGUGAGCUGAGUCCUCUGCUGGCUAAGUACCCGAAGACACAAGGCACUUCCUCAUCCGGGACCAGGCGGGACGCGGACGAGGCUGGCGGAAAUCUGAAAGUAACGCGCAGAUAA
This is a messenger RNA of Spodoptera frugiperda (fall armyworm), 756 nucleotides long. RefSeq lists its product as uncharacterized. Lineage: Eukaryota; Metazoa; Arthropoda; Insecta; Lepidoptera; Noctuidae. The record is from RefSeq and is a predicted model, not a curated record. The transcript has a single exon. The coding region runs from base 1 to 756 and encodes 251 amino acids.